Pocillopora meandrina is the source of this 390-nucleotide messenger RNA. NCBI's taxonomy places the organism in Eukaryota, Metazoa, Cnidaria, Anthozoa, Scleractinia, Pocilloporidae. The record is from the annotation of a GenBank genome assembly.
AUGUUGUUCUGGGAGAAUGACCUUCCAUUUCCCAAAUCCCUUGGAAAUGAGCUGCGACUAUGGCAAACUAUGUGGCAGUCAGCAGAGAAGGAACUUCCAAACAAUCUUCUAUUAGCACUUGGUGUGUGUGACGAGGAUACUUUUCCAAACAUCCAUCAUCUUCUUCUAAUUGCAUGCACCCUACCAAUCAGUAGUGCGGAAGCUGAGCAGUCCUUUUCACUCAUGAAACGGAUCAAGACCUGCACCAGAUCAACGAUGUCGGAAGAGCGCUUCUCAGAACUCGCCGUGAUCGCCAUGCAUUACCCGGAGAGAUUCGAAGUAGACGAGAUCUGCGAGGCUUUUGUAAAAGCUCACCCUAGAAGACUAUUUCAGGCUACGUUGUUUGAUUGA